GUACAAGUCCACGAACAAAAAUGAUGCAAGUAUCGAGCAUGGCGCACAUCCCAAGCAGAGAUGAGGCCUUAGAAGCACAGUUUCGCCACCAACAACAACUAUACGGACAAGCUCGAGCACGCUCACACGAGACUGCCAUGAUGUCGGCUCAGUACAUUGCUCCAUCCUCUCAACCAUAUGGCUACGCGUAUCAGCAAAAAGCGGUUGCGCCGCCGUCGCCGCCUUCUCCAUCAGUUGAUGAGCUUAACAAGCCGUCGUUGCCCUCGAUUUCAAGUCUUCUAGGAAUGUCAGAAGAGGCUCAAAGUCAAGCACAGCAAGGAGCCCAGGAAACACAGUCAACCGCGAUGAUGACACCAACUUCGCAAUUCCAGUCGGAAGCAUUACCCCAGACCACUGGCCCGGUAGUGCAAAGUCAGGUAAAGAUGACUUUGCCUCCGACGCCGCCUCUGGGUCCAGAAUCGAUUGUCGACGGCUCUCAAUCGCCUGCUGCAAUGUCAACACAUUCCAGCGUAGCUGCGUCGACCUACUACAUGCAGAUGGAUCCCACACAACAACGGCAAAACUACUCGAACGCAGUCUCAAAGCCCUCCAUGAUGACUCCUCACCCAAUUGUCACAUCAUCAUAUCCUAAUGCGACAUACCCACUUUCGCCUUACCACACGUCUCCAACAUCGACGCUGUCAUCUUCGUCACCUUACUACCCUUCAGAAACACCCAUUCUUCCGUCGUCAGGGAUGUACGCACAGCGGCCUCUUCCUUCCAACUUUCCACCUCCGGUACACAUUCCUCUCUCGUCUGGUCCUACUGGAAUCACCAGCCCUUGGCAGCACCAUCAUUAUAUCAACCAAAGCAGCCAAGCUUCGUUCCCGCAGCCGCAGGAUCGCUACAUUUGUUCUACUUGCAACAAGGCCUUCUCUCGGCCAAGCAGUCUGCGGAUCCACAGCCACAGUCACACGGGCGAGAAGCCGUUCAAGUGUGGACACCCGGGUUGCGGAAAGGCCUUUAGUGUGCGAUCAAAUAUGAAAAGACACGAACGUGGUUGUCAUGCCGGCAACGGGAUGAUGUCCAACUCAUAAUUGCAAAUGGUGGUUACAGUGCCAUUGUUUCUUCUUAAUAGUUAUGUCAAAUGCAUUGGGCGGCGAUAACGGCAAUGACGAUUGAUUCAGGUCAGGUAUUUUAUAGGAUGGGUCAACGACGGGCGAGUGGUGCUUAUCAAAAGCGGGGAAAACAUUGCACGAUACCUUUGGAUAGUCAUUUGAAGUCACCGUCAUGGAGCAUGAUCAUAUGCUCAUGUUAAGG
This is a messenger RNA of Verruconis gallopava, 1299 nucleotides long. RefSeq lists its product as uncharacterized. Gene Ontology annotation, cellular component: nucleus. The record is from RefSeq and is a predicted model, not a curated record. The coding region runs from base 21 to 1076 and encodes 351 amino acids. The transcript has 2 exons. Lineage: Eukaryota; Fungi; Ascomycota; Dothideomycetes; Venturiales; Sympoventuriaceae.